Messenger RNA from Vanrija pseudolonga, 2055 nucleotides. Its product is annotated as MFS transporter fmqE. Lineage: Eukaryota; Fungi; Basidiomycota; Tremellomycetes; Trichosporonales; Trichosporonaceae. The coding region runs from base 158 to 1870 and encodes 570 amino acids. Gene Ontology annotation, biological process: transmembrane transport; carbohydrate transport. The transcript is spliced from 11 exons. The record is from RefSeq and is a predicted model, not a curated record. Gene Ontology annotation, cellular component: membrane. Gene Ontology annotation, molecular function: carbohydrate:proton symporter activity.
CCUCAAGUCGCAUUCAUCAAACAUAGGUUGCUUAAAGGCACCUCUGUCGCAUCGCGUAUGAGGGCCCCGGGGUAUUCCCUGUUCCACCAUGGGGCACCGAGGGAGGGCUUUGUGCCAAGGCGAGGGAGAAGAUUGUUGACCCUUGACCAUCAUCGACAUGCUGUUAAAAGCGCAGUGUUGCAGAUGGCUCUUGGCCACCAAGACGACCUCGAACACGAUGACCGAACACGAGAAGCAGCCAGUCGACACUCACAUCGAGAAGGUGGACGACCCGAACCAGGACCACGACCAGUCAAAUGACCUCCUCAAGUCCCGCUAUGACAACCUCAGCAUCCCCCGCACUCUCUGGUUAUUCAGGCGCUCCGUCUUCUUCGUGCUCAUGCUGUACACCGGGUACAUGUGCGAAGGCUUCGAGCUCGGAGCAGGUGGCAGUAUCGUGGCCAACGAGGGUUUCAUCAAGCAAUUCGGCUCCCGCGGCGAUGAGGCCGGAGUCCGCGCGCUCGACCCCACUUGGCUGUCCACCUGGUCUGCCUUACUGAAUGUUGGUCAGAUCCUCGUUUUCACCCACAUCGGUUGGGUGGCGGACCGCUUUGGCCGCAAGAUCGCCUUCUACAUCGGCUGGGUCUGGCUCAUGGUGGGGUGCACAUUUCUCAACACCGCCAAGUCACCUCAAAUUUGGGCGCUUGCGAAACUCUGCAAUGGUGCCGGCAUCGGGGUGCUCCAAAUCUGCUGUCAGGUCUAUGUAAUGGAGAUCGUCCCGAACCGCAUCCGAGGAGGCAUGAUCACCUUCCAGGCCGUAUGGUCCAACAUUGGCGGUAUCAUCGUCGCGGUGAUGAUGCAGCAGCUCAACCAGAGGCACCCCGACAACUAUCUCCUCGCCAUGCGCAUCCUUUGGGCCCCUAUCGGACUCAUCAUCAUCUGCUGGGCUAUCCUCCCCGAGUCGCCUUGGUACCAUGCCCGCCGGGGAAACAAGGAGGGAGCUCUGAAGGCGAUGAAGCAGCUCUAUGGUGGUAUCGAUGGAUUCGACUACGAGGAAGAGUACGGCAUCAUCGAGCGGACCAUUUCGCACGAAAGGGAGGUCAACAAGGGUGCCCCGAGGUACCGUGACGUGUUCAAGGGUCUCAACCUUAAACGCACCUUGUCCGUUGCGAUGCUCUCCGCUUGCCAGCAACUCGCCGGUCUUGCCAUCAUCAGCACCUACUCAACGUGUGCGUACCUCGUCAAUAGCAUUGAGCUGACCCCAGAUUUCUUUUCCCUCGCUGGACUUAAGGACCCAUUCCUUGGCACCCUCAUCCUCUCAUGCUGUAAUCUUCUCGCUGUUACUCUCUGGUCACUCUCUACAGACAAGCUCGGUCGCCGGAUGAUCGUCAACUGUGGACAGACGCUCUGCUGCGUCAUCCUCUUCGUGGUCGGCGCUCUCUACUACACCGGAGCCACGACGGGCAACGCAAAGGCUGGCACGGCUUUGCUCGCGAUCUGCUGCCUCUGGACGUUCACAUUCCAAGUUAUCGGCAUGUCGUACUACCUCUACUCGGCCGAGCUUCCCACUGCUCUUCUCCGCGUCAAGACUGGACCGUUCACAUACCUUGUUAACUCCAUCCUUGGCAUUGCCACCUGCUACGCGACCCCACCUAUGCUGCUCAAACUCAGCCUCCGCGCCGGGUUUGUUUUCGGCGCCUUCUCGGUUCCCAUCUGUGUUCUCAUGUGGUUCUACCUUCCCGAGACGAAGGGUCGCUCCGCAGCUGAGAUCGACGAACUGUACGAGAGGAAGGUACCUGCCUGGCGCUGGUCGUCGACAGUUACAGAGGCGGAGACGCAUCUCGCCGAGGUCUCGCACGGCCGUGUCACCCAUGGCAAGCAGGACGCGUAAAGCAGAGGGUGUCGUAUCGGUGUGGAAUUCGAUCAGUGUGGGUUUGCCGGUGCGGUCAAAGCAAGGAUCUCUUUUCAGCAGGUGUGUCGUGGGUUAGUGCAGCGUUGAAUGGAAUUGAACUGGAGAAAGUCCACCGCGCGGUUCUGGUGACUCAACCACUGAUAACCAUUGCAUGUGGCCUUGCG